CUACUCGCUUUAGGGUUUGCCGGCAGCAUCUCUCUUUGCUCCAAAGCAUUCAUUCAUUCCUUCUCCAAACGCAGCUUUCGGUCCAUCUCUCAGUUCAAGCCUUCAAGAAGCCGAAACACCAAGCGCAUACAAAAGACGGAGAAGAGUCUGGAGAGAAUAGAAGGCCAAUUCUCGGAGCUCUAUUGACUCAAUUACGGAGGUUUCAUGGCGGAAGCGUUGAUCUCCAACCCAGAAGCCAAUGCUCAGGAAAAUGGUCCCUCGGCUUCGCCGCACCCGUCUUCAGCUGGGUCUUUGUUCCACAGAAGAAUCGAUUUUCAUCUCACAAGGAAGCCUUACUCUGGCUUCACCAACGGCAGCGGAGGUUUUCGACUAGAGACUCUGAACCCCACCACGGAUCCGAAGCGGUCUGGGCACAGUACGGGUCCGGCGGCUUCGAGUGGGAAGAAGCAAGAUGGCUCUGAUCAUGUGGAGAACGGGUUGGAUCCGGAGCUCAGUAUUGGGAUCACAGUUAGGAGAAUUGGUGCUGGUUUGGAAAAUCUGGGAAAUACCUGUUUUCUUAAUUCAGUAUUGCAAUGCCUGACUUACACAGAGCCUUUGGCAGCAUAUUUGCAAAGCGGAAAGCAUCAAAAUUCUUGUCAUAUUGCUGGAUUUUGUGCUUUAUGUGCCAUCCAGAAGCAUGUCAGCCGUGCUCUUCAGUCAACUGGAAGAAUAUUAGCACCCAAGGAUCUUGUCUCUAACUUACGGUGUAUAUCUCGGAACUUCAGAAAUGCAAGACAGGAGGAUGCACAUGAGUAUAUGGUAAAUUUGCUUGAAACAAUGCACAAAUGUUGCUUACCUUCUGGUGUGCCAAGUGAAUCCCCUAGUGCUUAUGAGAAAAGUUUGGUGCACAAGAUCUUUGGUGGUCUCCUUCGUAGUCAGGUGAAAUGCAUGCAGUGCUCCUACUGCUCCAACAAAUUUGAUCCAUUUCUAGAUUUGAGUCUUGAAAUAUUCAAAGCAGAUUCCUUGCAUAAGGCCCUUAUGCACUUCACAGCAACCGAACAAUUAGAUGGUGGUGAGAGACAGUACCAAUGUCAGCGGUGCAAACAGAAAGUUAAGGCUCUCAAACAGCUCACAGUUCACAAGGCACCUUAUGUUCUGACCAUCCAUCUAAAGCGGUUUGGUGCACAUGAUCCUGGACAAAAGAUCGAUAAGAAAGUUCAUUUUGGUCCUACAAUGGACUUAAAACCUUUUGUCAGUGGUUCCUAUGAAGAAAAUUUGAAGUAUACUCUUUAUGGGGUUUUGGUUCAUGCCGGUUGGAGCACCCAUUCAGGCCACUAUUACUGCUUUGUUCGCACUUCAACUGGCAUGUGGUACUCCCUUGAUGACAAUCGGGUUGUCCAGGUUAGUGAGAGGACUGUUUUAGAUCAGAAGGCCUACAUGUUGUUUUAUGUUCGUGAUAGAAAAAACUUCACUCCAAAGAAAUCCAUUGAUGUUGUUCAGAAACAAAACUUGGUUGCAAGUGCCAUAGCAAAGAAAACAUAUUCCAGUGUAAGUCAAGGUCUAAAGGAAACCAUUCAAAAUGGACCAGUUGAGAAAAGUUUAAGUGGUGUUGUUGCUUCUGCUGCUGUAACUAAAAAUGAUGUAUCCAAUGUUGGCUUAUCAAAGGAGAUUCUGUCAAAAGAAGCAUCAGCUCCUAAAAGUAGCAGGUUCUCAUCUGAAUGCUUGGCAUUGAAAAAUGGUCCCAUGUCUGAACCUUCACCUAAUGUAGUAUUAUCAAAACAGCGGGUGAAGGGGCCUCCUGUUCUGAACCCUACUCUGGAGAAAUCCAUGCCACCAUCAGCUCCAUCUGUUAAGGGAUCAUCUGAAUGUUUGGCAUUGAAAAAUGGUCCCAUGUCUAAACCUUCACCUAAUGUAGCAUUAUCAAAACAGCGGGUGAAGGGGCCUCCUGUUCUGAACCCUACUCUGGAGAAAUCCAUGCCACCAUCAGCUCUAUCUGUUAAGGGAAGUGGUAUCACUAAUCUUGGCAAUGCCAUUGCAGCUUCAACCGGUGCCAAAUUUAAUGAGCGCAGUGAGGAUGAAAUUUCUAAGAAAGAUCAGGGCAUCUUAGAUGUCAUACAAGCCAACUGCAUCGGUUCCCAAAAUUCUGCUGCUGAUAAGCCUGACUCAGGGAAGACCUCUCCAAAGGUUAGUAUUAUUUCAAAUGCAGAUGAAACAUUGGACAAAGUAGAACCUGUUAAGUUGCCAAAUGGUCCAAGUGGUGAAAAUUUUCAGGUCGAUAGUAUGCCCAAAGGGAGUGCUGCUGGUGAUUCACUUAUUGAAAAGGCUGAUGAUGGUGACCAGAAAUUAUCAACCAAGACAGUAGAAUUUUCAAGCCCAUCAAGCAUGAUGAAUGGAUCUAUUGACACGAAAACUCUUGAUUGCAAGCCUCACAGAAAAUUUAAAAAGAAAAACAUGAAAUGUAGGAUGAGAAGCAUGCAUCUUGUCUCAAACAACCUCUUCCGAGCAUCCUUGAGCCUGCGAAAGAAGAAAAAGCACAGAAGGAGCAAACGGCACACUUCUGAUAUUAAGAAUCUCACUCAAGAACACUUACUGGAAGCAGGUUGUUUAUCUAUUGGUCAGGGACCAUCCACAUCUGAUAAAACCCAGACAACUUCUGUGGGUCCAACUAAUCCUUUGGGAAAAAGGGUUAAGCAUGGUACCAAAAAGGGAGAUAAGAGAACUGCUGGGAAGGAUGUAAAAACCUCUAGUAGUGAAUGUGUGAUGGAUACCAUGGAUGUGGAGUUCAGAGACAGAAUUGGUCAGGAGGGAGGAAUGCUUGCAACAGAUAAAGAACCACAAAAGAGCUCUAGUUCGGUUGCAAAACAGUGGGAUGCACAAAGAUCUGAUAGUUUAAAUGAUAGCAAGAGAGAUCAGAUGCAGAAUGGACUGAUGAGUAUGCUUACCAGAGGUCUAGACGAGACGAUUGUUGCUCGGUGGGAUGAGAUAGAAUGGCCUUCAAACCAGGUUAUGGAAUCACGAAGUGUGGAGGGUGUAACCAUUGGUUAUGUACCAGAUGAAUGGGAUGAAGACUAUGAUCGGGGCAAGAGGAAGAAAGUAAGGAGCUCUAAUGGUAGCUUUGGUGGACCAAAUCCUUUUCAAGAGAUUGCAACCAAGAAGGCACAUUUUAAAAAGGCAAAGAAGGAUCGGUCCAGCUCUGGAAACCAACCAUUCAGGAUAUAAAGAAAUGAAAUAUACAUACAUGAAUGAGUGAGCAAGCUUGACUUGUUACCAUGCUGUUAUACGUCUAUGUAGUUGAUCAUUGCAAUGCUGUGCUGAGCUGAGCUGAUAUUUUAACAGGGAAGGACUCGAAAAUAAGCUGAAUUCGAGCAUUUUUGUUUUCCCAUUUACAAUUUUUUUUUCUUUUUUUCUCUUAGAAGAAAGUUUUGUUUAUUUGGUCUGAGAAGGAAGUUAGUGAACUGGUAUUGACCAUUAUAAAAUUAGGGUCUAUCAUGUUGGAAGACUUUUAGCUGGAAGAGCUAGCUACUUUGUUGUUAAGAGAGUGUACCAAUCUCCAACUCUUCUGAAAUGUAAUUUCUUUGCCCAAUGCCCUGUUGGUUGGCUUA
This is a messenger RNA of Vitis riparia (riverbank grape), 3581 nucleotides long. Its product is annotated as ubiquitin carboxyl-terminal hydrolase 23-like. Gene Ontology annotation, cellular component: nucleus; cytosol. The transcript has 12 exons. Lineage: Eukaryota; Viridiplantae; Streptophyta; Magnoliopsida; Vitales; Vitaceae. The record is from RefSeq and is a predicted model, not a curated record. Gene Ontology annotation, molecular function: cysteine-type deubiquitinase activity; cysteine-type endopeptidase activity. The coding region runs from base 205 to 3198 and encodes 997 amino acids. Gene Ontology annotation, biological process: protein deubiquitination.